GUACAUAAGCGCCGAUACCCGAUCUCGUUUUAUGGCCGAUUUCUCGAAGGUUCGCCUGACAAAUGGCGCCUAAACCGGAACCACAUUAUCAUCUUCUGACAUUAACAACGGCAGCAACAGCAAACAAUAAAUUCGGCCGAAUUGCGAAAUGCGAAUGGGUCUGGAUGCUGAAUCCCUCAAAACCCAUCGAAUCAUGGACUGAAUCACCUACAAUCAUUACCCGGCCUAUAUGAUACCAACUCCGGUCCUUUAAUACCUAUCUGAAUCCGCACUUCGAUGUCAGACCACUUCACAGUCAGGCUGCACUGUUCCUCAAUCCAAUGAACCUAUUUUCUCAAUGAUAUAUGCUGGAUCCUUCUAGUACCUCUCUGCUUUGUUGUUCUAUAUCACUUAGCCACCUAAAGACAAAGAGAUUGUUACACUAAUACCGUUGAUCCCGCUCUAUCCAUUCAACUAUCACCGAAGACAUUCGAAUCCGAAUAAGACGAUCGAACUACCAGGCUCUCCCUACCUACGACUAGUCUAUACAAACAGCGAUGGCGAAGGAUGCAGAGAAGUCUGCUAAGCUGAAGGAAGAUGGAAACCAUCAUUACCAGGCUGGCGACUUUCCAGGCGCCGAGGCUCUCUACUCGAAGGCCAUCAUUGCAGACGAAACGAACCCUUCCUUAUAUACGAACCGUGCCAUGGCAAGAGUCCAAUUGGGUUGCUACGACUCUGCUAUAUCGGACUGCAACGACUGUCUUAAGUUGAGCAAAGGCGAAAAUCUCAAGGCGCACUUCAUCCUAUCCAAGUGCCAACUAGCCAUCAAGGACUGCGAAGCCGCGCUAGAGAGCGCGCUUCAAGCCCACCGGUUGUGUGUCAAGACCAACGACAAAUCCCUGGGUCCCGUCACCGAUCAGGUCCUACGUUGCAAGAAGGAUCGCUGGGACGAGAUGGAGAAGAAGAGGAUCCGCGAAGGCCAGGAGCUCGAGGAAGAAAUGAUUGCUCUCAUGGAACGCGAACGUGACGACAUGGUCAAUUCGUGUACCAACGAUUUCGAUAGGGUGCAGGUUGGAGAGGAGUGGCACCACAAGAUGGCCAUGUUACGGGACACAUUCGACAGGUCUAGACCCGCGUCAGACCAGAAGCGCGAGGUGCCAGAUUGGGCCAUCGAUGAAAUAAGUUUUGCGAUUAUGGUCGAUCCGGUUAUGACCAAGACUGGCAAAUCAUACGAUAGAUCAUCUAUCAUGGAACAUCUCCGACGACAUCCUAUCGACCCCUUAACGAGAGAACCGCUACACCCGAGCGAAUUACGCCCGAAUAUUCAACUGAGAGAAGCCUGUCAAGAUUUCUUAGAGAAGAACGGAUGGGCUGCAGAUUGGUAGACGAGGGUAUCGAGGGAGUAUUAGGUACUAGGUAGAGAACGUGAUAUGGUCACAGUCGAAUCCAUCGAUAAAAGGACCCGACGGAAGAUAAUACAUCCCAAGGAUUGGCAUAUUUGAUUUAAGCAGGUUUUGCAUCACACGGCGUUUUUAGGCUAAGUCCGGUCUCGCUCCGGUAGGAUAUCCGAUUUAGCGUAUGGUGAACAGGAAUUUAGGGAAACGGUUACGAGUGAUGAAGCGGUCUCCUUUUCCUUCUCCCCUAUAUCAAUAGUAGUAUGUUUUUUUGACGCGCUACUACUUUUUCUGUAGAAUACCUAGUAUAUAUCUACUAGUUUUCAGGAUAGUUAAUAUAAGAUAACUGGAAUAGGUUGUG
This is a messenger RNA of Annulohypoxylon maeteangense, 1734 nucleotides long. RefSeq names its product U-box-domain-containing protein. Gene Ontology annotation, molecular function: ubiquitin protein ligase activity; protein-folding chaperone binding. Gene Ontology annotation, cellular component: cytoplasm. The transcript has 3 exons. Lineage: Eukaryota; Fungi; Ascomycota; Sordariomycetes; Xylariales; Hypoxylaceae. The coding region runs from base 537 to 1364 and encodes 275 amino acids. Gene Ontology annotation, biological process: proteasome-mediated ubiquitin-dependent protein catabolic process; positive regulation of proteolysis; cellular response to misfolded protein. The record is from RefSeq and is a predicted model, not a curated record.